ACUCUUCUCCUUUGUACAAGCCAGUUACCAAGCUACAAUGUCCGAUCCAAGAGUCUCCGAUGACGAUUUAGUUCCUGAAGAAGUUGAGGGAUACCACGUCACUGAAAAGAAAACAAUUGCUGAAUAUACUCAACUUGACGCUGAAGAUGAAUCACUCGCCAAAUGGAAGGCUUCAUUAGGAUUAUCCACUGGUAAAUUAUACCCAGUCAAAGCUGGUGAUAACAGAAAGGUUGUUGUUAUUGAAAUGGGAUUGGAAUUCCCGGGCCAACCAAAUUUGAAGCCGAUUAGAAUUAAUUUAGAAGAAAAUGUUAAUCAACAACUUCAAUUCAACAUUAAGGAAAAGUCGGUCUACCAAUUGGUCAUUAAGUUCAGAGUUCAACAUGAAAUUAUAACCGGGUUGAAAUAUUUGCAUAGUAUCAAAAGAGGAGGAAUUAGAGUCGAAAAGGUCGAUGAACCUUUAGGAAGUUAUGCUCCAAACACAGUCGAUAAUCCCUAUUAUGAAAGAAAAUUUCCUGAAGUUGAAGCUCCAAGUGGUAUACUCGCCAGAGGUAAUUAUUCAGCUGUAUCCAAAUUUAUUGACGAUGACCAGACUAGCCACUUAACUUUACCUUGGAGUUUUGCUAUUACCAAGUAGAAAUGGUUCUUGUUUAUAAAACUAGCUAUUUAUAGGAUGAAAUGAAAUAAAAUGAUAGUAAGAGCUACUCUCUCUGGUAUUGUCCCAUUGUUCCACCUUUUCCUCUAUUGGCAAUAGAAGGAAGCGCCAAUGGGCCUGACACGCGCUUGGUUCCCAAUGAACUUCCAGGUCUUCUGCUAGGUACGUAAGGUGGUGCUUUAUUAUUUGAUGGCUUCAGAAUAAGCUGAGUUCCAGUUUUCCUAAGCAUUGGUUUUAUUUUAUCCUUUGUAAGAUUUCCAUAUAAGCCCUUCCUGUGUGGUUGGGUCCCACCUAGUUUGUUUGUUACACUUUCAUUCCCUGGUUCAAAUUUCUGCUUUUUGUUUUGGGUGGUAUGAAUCACGUCUGAUGCACUUUGAAAUCCAACCUUUUUAUCUGCACCAUUAUCACAUCCAUCAACAAUCCCUUUUGGAUUAAACGGAUUAAGAAUUGAGUUCAUUUUCUCCUUGUAUACUGUAUUAAACUCAUCCAAAUCAAAAUCUGGACAUCUUUUCCCUAAUAUUUC
This is a messenger RNA of Spathaspora passalidarum NRRL Y-27907, 1175 nucleotides long. RefSeq names its product Rdi1p (gene RDI1). The coding region runs from base 38 to 634 and encodes 198 amino acids. Gene Ontology annotation, molecular function: Rho GDP-dissociation inhibitor activity; protein binding. Gene Ontology annotation, cellular component: cytoplasm; membrane; cytosol. Lineage: Eukaryota; Fungi; Ascomycota; Pichiomycetes; Serinales; Debaryomycetaceae. The transcript has a single exon. The record is from RefSeq and is a predicted model, not a curated record. Gene Ontology annotation, biological process: Rho protein signal transduction.